GCGAGUGGAGGGACGUCGGCAUAAAGUCGUUGAUUGCUUUCUUCUUCAACUUGAGAAUUCGUUUGAAGAUUAAGUCCAGAGAACAAAACGGUGCGUUUCUUGAGUCAAUUUUUGAGUUCCUGGUCGGAGCCCUAAUUCGAUCACUUUCCGGCGAGAAUAUGGCCAUCGCCGGCCACCAGAAGCCGAGCUCCGACGCUAAGCUCUUCAGGCUUUGUCCCUUUUGGAGUUCGGGGAACAUUUCUUCGUCUUCCGCGUACAACAACCACUCAGAAGGGAACGCUCAAGGACCUUCUCCCAAAACGGUGUCGUCCGUCGCUAGGUCGCUACUCCCUCCCCGUCGUAGACUCCGUCUUGAUCCUUCAAGUUAUCUCUACUUUCCAUAUGAACCGGGCAAGCAGGUAAAGAGUGCUGUUCGAUUAAAAAACACUAGCAAGUCUCGUGUUGCUUUCAAGUUUCAAACUACGGCACCAAAGAGUUGUUACAUGCGGCCUCCUGGUGGUAUUCUUGCUCCUGGAGAAAGCUUGAUUGCAACCGUGUUUAAGUUUAUGGAGCAACCUGAAAACAAUGAAAAGUUGUCGGACCAGAAGAACAAGGUCAAGUUCAAAAUCAUGAGUCUCAAAGUGAAAGAAGGAGUGGACUAUGUACCUGAGCUGUUUGAUGAACAAAAGGAUCUUGUGACAGUUGAACGAAUCUUGAGGGUUGUAUUUAUAGAUCCGGAACGGUCAAGUCCUGCUCUGGAAAAACUGAAUAGACAGUUGGCUGAAGCUGAUGCUGCACUUGAAGCUCGGAAGAAGCCUCCUGCAGAGCCAGGACCUCGAGUUAUUGCUGAAGGUCUUGUAAUUGAUGAAUGGAAAGAAAGAAGGGAGAAGUACUUGGCCCGGCAACAAGUUCAAGCAGUAGAUUCAGUGUAAAAUGUAAUUUGUUCUUCCAGCUAGUGCUUUUCUUCAAGGGAAAAUAUAAUCAAGAUAUCAUUGAUAUGAUACUUUGGUUGCGCUCCAAGAGAACUGUUUGGGGAAUUGGUUGGCAUAACGCAUUCUGAUGGAAAGAUUGUCGUGUGAUUGAAAUGAUUGUCAAAAUUCUUGUUCUUUGGAGGAGCAGUCCGACUUGUACAUAGUAGAGUUUGUUAGUUUGUAAAAUAAAUGCGAGUCCUUACCACCAUGUGCUUGUGAAAUAUUGUUGUUGAAAUGACAGAUUGUUCACGAUAAUAUCAUUUUUUUGGUGCAUCCUUGUUGUGAUCAAACUUAAAUCAUCAUCGAAUUGUGUAGUAAACAAGUUCCUCUUAUUAAUU
Messenger RNA from Gastrolobium bilobum, 1288 nucleotides. RefSeq names its product vesicle-associated protein 4-1-like. NCBI's taxonomy places the organism in Eukaryota, Viridiplantae, Streptophyta, Magnoliopsida, Fabales, Fabaceae. The record is from RefSeq and is a predicted model, not a curated record. The transcript is spliced from 7 exons. Bases 159 to 911 code for a protein of 250 amino acids. Gene Ontology annotation, cellular component: plasma membrane; endoplasmic reticulum membrane. Gene Ontology annotation, biological process: endoplasmic reticulum membrane organization.